AUGUCGGUCGACUCGCCUCAGAAGCGCCAGCGACAGACCGGAUCCUUCUCGCCCGCCUCUCCUCCGUACCACCUGGCCGCCAAGACGGCCGGAUCCGCUAAGACGACCCUUCAUCAGCAACCCGACACCCCGACCUCCCCACCGUACAUGUCUUCCACCACCCCGCCCCAUUCCCAUGCCUCGACUGCCUCGCUCUCCACUGCCUCAGCCCAGGCCUUGACGCCGCCCUCGUCGGCCAACAUGUCGCAGGCCUCGCAGCCCAACACCACCAACUCCUUCCCGACGCCUGCGAGCAGCGCCGGCACCGCGUCCUUCGCCUUCAAGCCCGACGACUGCGACGUGCGCAUGACUGAUGACCGUAUGGAAGGCGUCGCCCACACGGCGGCGCGCGACGUGGAGAUGGGUAACGAUGGCGACCACAGGCACACAGGUCACGACCGGACAGGCACGGGCUCAUCCGCGAGCGGUGUGGGCCCAGAUCUCCGGCUGCAGUCCGGCUCUGGCCCAUUCUACAAGCUCAGCGAGACUCCGUACCCAAUGUCGCGGCCGCAUGUUUCGCAGGACUUGGUGGCGCUGUACGGCCUCAACCGCAUCACGCAGAGCGUCGCUCGCUUCGACCCCAAAACGGGCGAGAAGAUUAACAAGCUGCGCAAGUCGUACGAGAGUCACGUCAAGGACUUCAAGAUCUCCGGUGGCAAGAGCAGGCCUGAGGCCGCCCCCGGUCAGUUGAUGGGUUUGCUUCACUUUCCCGAUGAGGAGUACUAUCUGCAGCGUGUGCGUGGCAAUGAAAUGGAGAGCGCGCAGCAACGCAUCCUCGCCAAGUUGAACGGAGGCACUUUGAAGAUGAACCCCGGCAAGCUUUCCAAGGACGAGGACAACAAGUGGAAGACACGGAUCGGUACCGACGAGGCGCCUGCUGCCAAGCGUCCUGCCGCCGAUAUGCUGGACGGCCCGGGCAAGAAGCUCAAGCCCGGCCAGGUCAUGCAGGGUCGAAACUCGGCAACGUCAUCCCCGGCAAUGCGUCCGUCCCCUGCCACCAAGGCAGCCAUACGCCCGGAUCGUGCGGGCAAGAAGCGAAGCUAUCUGGAUUCGAGUUUCAAGGGUUAUGGUGAAGGGUUUGGCGAUGAUGAUGGCGUCGGCGAGUCGACUGGCGGUGAGGACAAUGGAAGGGGCGCCGGCGCCAAGAAGAAGCGCAGGAAGGACUUUGCUGCCGGCAGUCCUCUCGGGUUCGACGAGCGCCGACACAACGUCGGAAUGGUCGGCGUCCGCCAUUAG
Diplodia corticola is the source of this 1275-nucleotide messenger RNA. Its product is annotated as rox3 family protein. NCBI's taxonomy places the organism in Eukaryota, Fungi, Ascomycota, Dothideomycetes, Botryosphaeriales, Botryosphaeriaceae. Gene Ontology annotation, molecular function: transcription coregulator activity. Bases 1 to 1275 code for a protein of 424 amino acids. Gene Ontology annotation, biological process: regulation of transcription by RNA polymerase II. The transcript is spliced from 3 exons. The record is from RefSeq and is a predicted model, not a curated record. Gene Ontology annotation, cellular component: mediator complex.